Molecule: messenger RNA, 1047 nt
Organism: Alternaria arbusti
Lineage: Eukaryota; Fungi; Ascomycota; Dothideomycetes; Pleosporales; Pleosporaceae
Exons: 2
Coding region: 1-1047 (348 amino acids)
Source: RefSeq, a predicted model, not a curated record
AUGCCGGAACUGUCUCAGAAGGGUGUAGGCAACCUGAGCGCAGGGCAACUAAAACGAACGUACAGCGCAAGUCAUCGCCCUCCCAUCACACCACGUAAUUCGAUCGAAACCUCCCACCACCCCCUGGAGUCUUAUCCCUUUGGGCCAGAACAAAUCUCAGGCCACGAUACAAACUUGGAACUUCCUCAAGACAAGCUUGCCGCAGUCGAUCUCCUUGUCCGCCUUCUCGUCGACAUCCUGGUAUACAGCUAUGACGUCGACUUUCAUGAGCUCCAUUAUGCGCUCGCUGCAUGUUCGCCCAAACUGUCCACCACGAACCUCUCCGCGCGGAAUAUCAGCCUUUUGACCUAUCAAGGAACGCGCGUAGCUCUCGAAUACGCCGAUGUCAUCCACAAGGCAUGUGAGACUGUCGUUGAUAAUACUCAGAGUCUGCUAAAGGAUAGCGACCGCGAGUUCAUUAGCACUUUCAUCAUGGAGCCAGCACGAACUAUUGGAGUCGACAUCGCUUACGUCUUCGAGCAGCUGUACGCUUUCCGGAUGCACAGGUGUGAAGGUGGAAAUCAUCACAAGACAUUACUCUACACUAAGCCGUCCUUCUGGACUCGGGGUCGCGGUCUCCUGCCGGGGAAAUUGGGUAUGGAUAAGAGUCAAAAGUUACUUGCACGUCGACUCGUCUCAGACGACAUGGUCGUUGCACAGCUUGGGACAAGGUCGUGCGAAGCGCUUCGGCUAGUGCUCGGCAAGGCGAUCAAAGAUUACAAUCGCAAGCAUUGCAAAUACGGCAUGGCCAAAAUCAACCGAGAGGUCUAUGCAGAGCCAAAGUUUAUCGCUUUGAAGAAAGAGCUCAAAUGGAGAGAUUUCGUCUUUACAAAACACCUCCACGAUGAACAGCAGGCUGCGAUGGCGAGACUAGUAGCCGAUUUCUUGAUGUACCGCGACGAAACAGCGAGCACCUACGCAGACCAAGCUCUCUUCACGAUCUACCCAGCAUACGCGAACGGCCUGAGAGGCCCCCGAGGCCACUGUCUACCUCCAACAUACGCCUAG